GCAGGCAGCAGCUGCAGCGAGAGGAGCCGGGUGCCGUUACUCUGCAUUAAAACAUUCAUAUUACGAUUUUUAGCUCUGAAACACACAGGCCGGCAACACACACAUCUAAAAUGGUAGACCGCGAGCAACUGGUGCAGAAAGCCAGGCUGGCCGAGCAGGCAGAGAGGUAUGAUGAUAUGGCAGCUGCCAUGAAAUCGGUCACAGAGCUGAACGAAGCACUGUCCAAUGAGGAGAGGAACCUGCUCUCUGUGGCCUAUAAGAAUGUGGUUGGGGCGAGGCGUUCAUCCUGGCGCGUCAUCUCCAGCAUUGAGCAGAAGACGUCGGCCGACGGUAACGAGAAGAAGAUCGAGAUGGUGCGGGCCUACCGGGAAAAGAUCGAGAAAGAGCUGGAGGCCGUCUGCCAGGACGUGCUCAACCUCCUCGACAACUUCCUGAUCAAGAACUGCAACGAAACGCAGCACGAGAGCAAGGUGUUCUACCUUAAGAUGAAGGGCGACUACUAUCGCUACCUGGCCGAGGUGGCCACGGGGGAGAAGAGAGCCUCGGUGGUGGAGUCCUCUGAGAAGUCCUACAGCGAGGCCCACGAGAUCAGCAAGGAGCACAUGCAGCCCACCCAUCCCAUCCGCCUGGGCCUGGCUCUCAAUUACUCCGUCUUCUACUACGAGAUUCAGAACGCCCCGGAGCAGGCGUGCCACCUGGCCAAGACCGCCUUCGACGACGCCAUCGCCGAGCUGGACACCCUCAACGAGGACUCCUACAAAGACUCCACUCUCAUCAUGCAGCUGCUACGAGACAACUUGACGCUGUGGACGAGCGACCAGCAGGACGACGAGGGAGGCGAGGGCAACAAUUAAAGAGUCCAAAACUUCAUUCUGCCAAAACAACACAAGCGCUCUCACAAAUGAUGACAAAAUAAUAAUAAUACUUAAAGUUCUUAGAAAUAAAUAAAAAAAAA
This is a messenger RNA of Micropterus dolomieu (smallmouth bass), 955 nucleotides long. It is a transcript of the gene ywhag1, whose product is annotated as 3-monooxygenase/tryptophan 5-monooxygenase activation protein, gamma polypeptide 1. The coding region runs from base 111 to 854 and encodes 247 amino acids. Gene Ontology annotation, biological process: signal transduction. Gene Ontology annotation, molecular function: protein kinase C binding. Gene Ontology annotation, cellular component: cytoplasm. The record is from RefSeq and is a predicted model, not a curated record. Lineage: Eukaryota; Metazoa; Chordata; Actinopteri; Centrarchiformes; Centrarchidae. The transcript has 2 exons.